Molecule: messenger RNA, 10325 nt
Organism: Anopheles funestus (African malaria mosquito)
Lineage: Eukaryota; Metazoa; Arthropoda; Insecta; Diptera; Culicidae
Gene: Tmem131
Product: transmembrane protein 131
Exons: 4
Coding region: 1207-8925 (2572 amino acids)
Cellular component (GO): membrane
Source: RefSeq, a predicted model, not a curated record
CAAGGGAGAAGGAUUGUGUGUUCGUACCGUGUUGAACCCUCCGCCAUCCAUCCACACACACAUCCUGUUGCGAAUCGGUCGGUCUCGGUCGCUGCACGGGGUGAAAAUUCUCACAUUUAUUUGCCCGCGAACUUAUUUACGGAAAUGUAACACCUUGCCGUGUGCGAAUAAGAACCACCUACGAAUAGUGGUGCUCUACACCUACAGCUUCGCGUCAAUAGUUUCGCGAACGGUGCGUGCGUGCGUGCAAGUGUGUAUAUGCGUGCCAGAGUACGCACUGUGUGUGUGUGUCAGUGUGCGUGUUUUUUUAAGCGAACCACAAGGCAACCAAAGGAAGACUGCGCGCCAUCUGGUCUCUCUUCAAACGAAAUGCUGCCGGAUGCGGUUUAACGUUCCCCUGUCCGGUACUGUCGGGAAGAGGCAAAACAACAAGCGAAAGAACUCCUGCCGGAGUGUGGUGGAUUCCCGCAAAGAAACGCGGCAUCCGGCGCAGAAGGCUCAUCAGCGUGUACCGGCGCGUGGAGGGGGUCACAGAAAAUAUGAACUGGCUGUCGUCGUCGCCACCGUCAACAUCCCGUGACCAGCAGCAGCAACAUCGUCGUCACAAGCGGCCACUACUAAUUCGCUGCUCAUCGAUCAACCAAAGGCGGCGAAGUUUGCCGCCUAUCAGCUGCACAGUUUCAGCUAACAAAACGCAACAACCGCAACAGCAGCAGCAGCAGCAGUUGCAGUGCCGGCACAGCGAAGUGUGGUGAAAAGUGAAUGACAAAAAUAAAUAGCAAGUAAAGCAUUCGAUAGUAAGUGAGAAAAAGAGAGAAGGUGCGUUGUGAGGAAAGUGUGUGAAACAAACGAAUAUAUCCACAGCACGCGGCCGAGUGCAUCCUUGACAAAGUAGGUCUCUGUGUGUAGUUGCAUCCGAGCAAGCAGAAGGCAGCAGCAGCAGCUGCCUGUGUGUUUUUGUUUUUUUCCCUUCUUCUCUCUACUAUUGCAUCUUCGGUCGGUUUGUCCGCGUGUGGUGACAGCAGAAAGAAAAAAUCGAUCUAAACCGACCAAAGAAAACAAAAAAAAAAGGAAUCGUGCGUGCUGUAGCGAGGGCGUUGCGUGAGGGCAAACCAACGCGGUGCGUGUGCGUUUUUACCGUACAGCGGCAAGCACUGGUCACAUUAUCACCUUUAAAACGGCAUCACCAAAGCAACCCCCACCAUCAUGUUCACAGUAGGCGGCGAAGAGAACCAUGCCAGAAGCUGGAUAAGUAGAGGCAGCAACAUCAGCAGACAGCACCGGUGGACAGCGCGACUCCUAGCGCUGGUCCUGCUCGUUCUGCUGCAGCUGGAAUCGCAGGUGCACUUUCAAACGGUUGCAGCCACACCGGAAGGUACAGCCUCUUCCGCCACCACCGGAUCCACAUCCUCUCACAGCGCCUCCACACAGUCGGCGACACAGACCGGUUCGGCGUCAGCCGCCUCCUCGACGCUGAUCGAUGGUAUCAUACUGGACGAGGACGGUGUGCUGCUCGGUGCGGGCCAGCAAACGCUCAGCGAGGAAGCGGCCACACAUCUGUUCUUUCUUCCUGCACAGCUAAACUUCGCCCACCGGUCCAUCGGUGACCCGCACAACCAGCUGAUAGUGUUGUUCAAUCGGCACAAAAACCGUAGCGUCUAUCUCGGUUCCAUCUCUGGCAGUACGGCCGAAUUUUCCAGCUCGUACUUCAAGGAGAAGGUCAUCCCGCCCGGCGGCAAUACCAGCUUCAAUGUGGUGUUUCUGCCCCGGAAGCUUGGGGCCGCGGAUGGUUCGCUGCUGGUACACACAUCCUUCGGUAUGCUCCGGUAUCCGGUGCAGGGCGAAGGCAUCGAAUGUCCGUACCGGUUGCGACCGCUCGUCGGUUUGCAGGCACCGCUCAAUGCGACCCUCUCGCCGGAAAUUACGCUGUACAACCCGCACGACACACCGCUCCAGAUUGUGGAGGUGUACAGCAGUGGGGGGAACUUUCAGCUGGAGCUACCGAGCGGUGGCCAGGAGGGCCCACAGACACUGUGGGAAAUACCGCCCCACAGUACGCGCACCGUGAUAAGGGUGCGGUUUCAUGGGCGCACCCCCGGCAACCAUAUCGCGUACGUCCGGAUCAAGAUCUCAGGCGGUGCGGCCAAUCCGUCGCUCGUCGACAAGAUGCUGGUCGUGCCGAUCGAGGUAGAAAUCACGAAGGAGACGGGCCUGUACUCGCGCAUACCAUUUCUCGAGCUCGGCAUUGCCUCGUCCCAGUCGGAGGUGGUGAGCACGGCGGCCCGACACACUACGAUGGCGGCAUCGGCCUUGGCCGCACCGGUGGACGAUAGCGAGUUUGGGCUGAGCGUACGGAGCGGGCGUAACGUGACGCGGCUCAGCCUGGAUCUGUACAACUCCGGCAGUCAGUCCGUGCGGGUGAAGAGUUGGCUCGUGCAGACCGACGAUCUGGAAUCGGUCCACUGUAUGCAGGUGCUGGUCGCGGACGGGCCUACGUUACACGUGGAGUUUGAUUGGUCAAAGUUGACGAGCGAACGGCGGCACAUUAGCGGGCGUAUACUGCUCAAACUCGAACGAAUACUGUCCUCGUCGGAGGGAGGAGAGCAAGCGAUGGGGGACGAGGAAGAGGUAGAAGAGGACGGUGAGCAACAGGAAGAGCUGCACAGUCAGGAGGAAACGGCCGGGACCGGAACCGGCGAAAGUGCACGGAACGGGGACGAGUAUGAGCGGGUGGUUUUACGUAUGAACGAGUACGACGGAUCGGCUGCUACCACGGAGGAAGCAGCAGCGGACGGUGGAUCCGAACGGUCGGCGAAGGUUAUGCCGAGCGUCUACUACAUACCGUUCGCUGGCGAGGUGCUUAAGGGCAGCAUCCAGUAUAAUGAGGAAGCGUUGCGAUUUCUGCUACCGACGCACGAUCAAGCAUCGCCGGAGGUUAGGGAGGACGAGGAGUCAGCGAGCCGGGACGGUGGUCGGGGCCGGGAACUGGUCGUCCGGAAUCACUUCAACGUGCCAUUGUCCAUCACGAACAUUAGCGUACCUGAGAACUGUUCGCGAUAUUUCGCGAUCGAACACUUCCGGCCGAUCGUGCUGCAGCCGAACGACGAGCGGACGCUGCUGCGCAUCCACCGGAAGGUUACCGAUACGGUGUGGGCCGACCCACGGCAACCGUACACGAUUUUCACAUCAUUUCGGCUCGUGACCAACAUUAGCGAGUACGAGCUGCCCGUGCUGGGGUACAGUGGACGGUUGGAGCGGCUCCUCUCGCCAACGGUGCGGGACGCAUCGUUACUAACACCGACGGGACUCGUACAGCCGCAGCACGAAGCGGCUAGGAAGGGUGGUACCGGCGGGAUGGAAGGUGAAGUGCAGGAGCUUGACUUUGGUGUGCUGCCGAUCGCAACGAUCGGUGAGGCGCUGGUCGCAUUUCGCAACCGCAAUCCCAUCCCCAUCCCGAUCAUACACUGGAAGGGAGCGAUCACGUCGGACGGUGCAGUUGGUGCGCCCACCAUCACGGUCAUCCUGCGGGGUUGUGGGCCGCUCCGGUUGGAUGGGUUGGUGUUCUGCCACACGGUACAACCGGGCGAAUGGAUCGUGUACCAGAUCAGCGUGCAGAGUGGCACAAUUGACAGUUACCAGGGUCGGUUCACGGUCAAGACGGACUACGAGGAGAUCGUGACGCCGCUACGGUUUACCACGGCCGUUGGCGAGUUGCACCUGAUGCGUGAGCGGUUACGCUUUGACGAUUGUUUUCCGGGGAAGCUAUGCUCGCUGUCACUGUUGGCCGCCUCCAGCUUUCCGACCAAGAUUCAGAUCGAAAGUAUUCGUACGGAUGUGCCCGGGCUAAGCUACGAGUUCCUGUCAGCGGACAAGCAGCGGCCGCUUGCACCGAAUCAACCGGUCGUGCUGUACCCGGACACGGUCACCAGCAUCGGUCGGUUGACGCUCGACCCGAAGGCCCACUGUGGCCCGGUAGCAGACUGUUACAGCAGCUUCGAUCUGCUGUCGAAACCGUUCGGCGUCAAGUGGAUGGCAACGCUCGACUGUUACGAGCAGUACCGGCGGCUGGACAGUGACAAACUGUUGCAACAGCUGCAGCGCUAUGCGGAGAUGAGACAGCGGCUCACGAGCGUACACUUUCAGGUGCUGGCCGAAUCAAGCCGGCGGUUCGAUUUUAACGCAAGCGUCGAUCUGGUGUGGCCUAAGCUGCUGGACGAGAAUGUGUUCUUUCCGACGUUGCAGGUAGAGCAGGAAGCGGUCCGGUUGAUAACGAUCAACAAUCCAUCGGAUCAGAUACUGUUCGUGCAUCUGGUACUGCACGAUGUGGCGAUCCAUGGACGGCAGCCGAUAGUGGACGGUGGCGGUGGUGGUGGUGUUGGUAGCGGCAUCAACUUACCUCCCGAGGUGUUAACCGCCUGUGACAACUGUAGCCUAAGCGAGGAGAGCGUAUUUUCCUUCUUCCUGUUCGACAGUGACGACAUAUACGUCAACUACGUGAAACCACAAUCGUUUCUGCGGAUCGCGAUCAAGUUUAGUGCCCAGCUGCCCGGCACCUACUCGACCGUGCUGUACAUGCGCAACAAUCUGACGCUAAUUGAUGCCGCCUGGAUACAGGCGCGGGCCGUUGUUCCACUCUUCAAAUUUGGCAAUCGGCGACCCGGCUCGCCGACGGCGCUCCAGUUUGAAAUCACCGAAAAACAUGCGCAACCGUGCUACGAUCGGUUUUAUCGGAAGCUACGGUCGGAGGGUCGGUUCAAGAAAUAUUACAUCGAUGCCCAGGGCCAAAAGCACGAUGUAACGCAGGACGAACCGGUGAGCGGUGGCGAUGAAGAGAAGAAGGAAUUUGUUGUGGAAACGAGACGGACGUUUACGGCGCGCAAUUAUGGCGAGGUGCCGAUCCUAAUAUCCGGCAUCCGGAUCGAGGAAACACCGUGCGAAGGUUUCGGCUUCAAGGUGCUGGAUUGCACGCCGUUCGAACUGGCGCCGAACGCGAGCCGUAAGAUCGAAAUCGCAUUCGCGCCCGAUUUCACGCUCUCGCGCGUCAUGCGCGUACUACACUUCGACACGAACAUUAACCACUUUUCCGUCAACUUUACACUGCUGGGAACGGUACCGAUGCAUCGGUUAGAUGUGUGCAACCGGGUGCUACCGCGACCGUGGUUCGAGUACUGGUUCCGGGCCGUCCUUUUCGUGAUAUUGCCAACCGUCCUGUUCGGCACGCUGGCCGCCGCCGUACUCGACUCGAACCGUGUACUUCGGGUCCAUUUUUUGAGCCUCGUGCGCGAGAAAGGUCCGCUGCAGCCGCCGCUUGAUCUGCGACAGAUUGCGCUACAACAUUCAAACGCAGCGGGCGAUGGAACGAGUGGAAAGGAAUCGACCACUGCUGGCAAAGAUGGACGGGCAGGCGGCGGAUCGACAAACGGUCAUCAAAACGGUAGCGUACUAAAUUCGUCCUCGUCGGUGGUAUCGCGUCACAGCCACCGUAAACCGGAUCGUAAAAAUGGAACCCACACGAAGGGAAGCGGUGGGAUGGGAACGGGACUUCAGAACGGAAGUGCCAGCAGUGGUGCAUCCUCGGGGGAAAGUACGUCCAGCCGAUUCAAUCGUAGCUGGACGGAUUUCACGACAAAGCUUGGCGCAACAACUAAACCCAUCCUUGCGGUUUCUACCACAUCCUUAACUUCUUCGCUACUGGAUGCGGGUGGUCGUGCUUUACAGGCAUCCCUUUCCAAGAGCCGCCGUUCGAUUACUCCAUCGAAAGAGCAACAACAGUCAUCGAUCGGGAUGGAUGUGCUGCCCAACUCCGCUGGAAGCAGCAGCAGCAAUAGCAGCAAUUCUGGAGCAACCAAAGACAGAACGAAAUCCCCAUCGUCCAUAUCCGAAACGGAAAGCAAAUGCGCCAAGAAUGGACCGUUCGGUGUGAAAACGGCACCGAGCAGCGCUUCAACCAGUGACUUAACCGGUGUGCUUGAAUCAAAUUCAACCACCAGCAAGCAACAUCACCAUACGAGCUCCUGUUCGUCGUCCUCCCUGUCGUCAUCGUCCUCGGCGUCCUCCUCAUCGUCGGUAGCAGCAACGGAAGAACCAACCGCCGAAGAUCGGCACAUUUCAUCCACAGUUUCGCUGUCCCUUUCCUCGCCUUCCUCAUCUUCCUCGUCAUCAUCCUCGGCAUCAUCGUCGUCGUCAUCGUCCGCGUCAACGACAUCUUCGUCGUCUUCGUCACCAUCACCGACGUCGAAGCAACAGCACCAUCAUCAUCAUCAUCAGCCGCAGCAUACUCAUCAAUCAAAACAACAGUCUGCAACAACAACAGCAACCACCAAAACGAACGUAAAGAAAACGAAAAGCCUUCCGGUUAGUUACGAAUCGGUGGUCGUCUCGUUGGCAUCGGUAUUUGCCGCCACGAGCACACUGUCGCGAACGGGAACCACCACCACAACCUAUACUAGUCAGAAACCCACGGCAGAAGUAACUACGUCGACGGUGGUCACAUCGGCCACCGUAGCAACACCCGCUACGAAGGAUGUGGUACCAUCGGUGCAGAUAUCGACGAAGGAAAUUCCAAGCAAACUACGCACCGGACCAUCAAUCGGUGCGAACGGGAAGCAACUGGUGGGCGUAUCGAACGGAACAGGAACGACAAAAGCAGCGGUGGUAGCUUCAAACAACAAGCAGCAAGAAUCAUCUGUGACCAGUGUGAAGCCGGGCGGUGACAAAACCAACCCUUUCAGCGGUGCAACCGGAUCAACUGAUAGUGGUGGAAAGGAAAAUAGUUCCAGUGGUAAUAUCAUAAGCCAGGAAAAGCUUACCAGCGGAAACGGAAAUGCACAGGUGGAAUCAUCACUACAACAUCAGCAUCAGCAGCAACUGUCGCAAACGAAAAAGUUUAGCAAAACACCCGGCCGUGAACGGAAGCCCAACCAAAGCAAGAAAGGCACGAAUGUUAAGGGAGCAUCGGCGGGCGGUGCGCAGCAUUACAAGGGCACGGCACUACAGUUCAAUACACCCGCGCAGCAACAGCACAAAUCUACCACGCUUGGUACAAUUCUGCAGAACGCAUCCGUACCGGUACCGUCGUCGAAUGCUGCUGCUGCUACGGUUUGGGGUGAGAACUGUGCCCGCUUUAGCGAUGUUGUUGCACAAACGCCGGCCACAUCGACAAAGCUCGGUGCGAAACAAUCCACGGUCAGUUCGAUCUUGCUGAGCAUGGAAUCAUUACCCUGGCUGGCUGGAGUUUCCGGCAGUGUUUCGAGCAAUCAAACCGUUGACAAAACAACCAAUCAUGUACGUUCACAUGCAAGUAAUGCGUACGGCACGGCGACAGGAUCCUCCGCAGGAAGUACACAAAACUAUCGCAAGCCGCUACAUUCACUGCAGGAUCUUCCCAACAACGGUCCGUCCUCCGGUACGAUCGCGUCGAAUCGCACCGAGCAAAAAUCGAAAGACGAUAGCUAUAUUGGGGGAACGCUCGAAAAGGAAUGUUCGGCACCGUUUGUAGUAACCAGUGCGUCACCAGAUCUUGGACCGAUUGGUACGUCGAAAAAAUCACCCACCGGUGGACACAAUGCCGAUGGUGAGGAAGAAGAAUGCGAUGGAAUGAUCGGCCAUAUGAUGGGUGGUAGAGCUGGGGCAAAUAUCGCUAAAUGUUGGGAACCAUUUGGAGGACACGUUAUACACAAUCCGACACAGCUGACGGCGGGUUCGAGCAGUGAUUCCGCCGCCCCCAUUAGCAAGACGAUGAAUGGCGGACAACAGUCGGACAGUUUCUUUUCCCAAUCGUUUGCCGAUUUCCCUCACCGGCAGAAUGAUCAGUACCGUGGCAUUGCUUCGAUGGCGGGUGGAUCGAAUGGAACGAUGAAUGGUAUCACUACAUCGUCGCUACUGUCAAUCGCUGGCCACGGUUAUGCGGAUCACUCGACCGGGCUGUCUAAUGGUGGUAACAAUCAACAAACAGAUACGACCGGCGCGGGUUCCGUUGAGAAUGAUUUUCUGGAUGCGCAUCGUGCAUCGUUUCACACGUCCGGAGGACAGCAGCACCAGCAACAGCCACACAAUCACCACGAUUGGAACAGCACGAUGGAGGCACAUCUGCAGUGGCCCAUGUCCGCGCACAAACCGUUGGCUUCACAGUCGGGCGGGUUGAACCAAAACUGGCGCUCGGGAGAUCUGUGGAACAGUCUGAACGCGCAACAUCAGUAUCAGCAGCAUCAUCAGCACCAGCAACAGCAACAGCAACGGCAAAUGGCUUACGAAUCGGUACUACACUUUCAUUCACAGUUAGCAAUGGCCGCUGCGGGUGCGAACCAGCUGCCAGGGAAUCAUCCUCUCCAGCACCAGCAGCAGGCGGUAUCGGAUGUUCGGCUUGGCCAUCGUACAUCAGCGAAUUUGAACGAUGCGUGGCUCGGUACGGCAAUGUCUUCGGGCCAAACAACUGUCGCUCCACCGCCCGGCUUUUCUAACCAUUUGCCAUCGGCUGGAUCACAUACGAGCAUGAGCGGUUUGCCAUCGAACAGGAUCGUUUAUCAAGAUCCGCAGCAAACGUAUAACAUGCUUCUUCAGCACCGACUUCAACAACAGCAACAACAACAGCAGCAACAACAACAACAACAACAACAAUCGCAACAACAGCUCAUCCGUCAACUUUCCACCGAAGAGCCAAACCUCAUUGGUACCGGCAAUGGUACUUCUGGUGGAGGUGGCGUUACGUCCACUUCUACGACCGAUCCAGCAACUGUACAAACAGCUGUGGCAGCAGUCCCGCCGGUCACAUCAACAGCAGCAUCUACGUCCGGUGCUUCGACUGGCACUUCGGGGUCCUCCUCGUCCUCUUCUUCGUACAGCCCUUUUCAGUUUCCAUCGAUCUGGUCCCCGGCUAACAAUAUCGAUGUGUGGGCUGCCGCUACAGGAUCGCCCGAGGAAACAUAGGUGUUUUAGCGAUUGCGGGCCAGAAGAAGCUAUAUUUAAAGUUGAAGCUGAAUGCUCAUUACGUUUUAUGCUCGAUUUGUUAGAAUUGUGUUGGAAUUUUUCUCUCCCAUCCUUCCUCUUCCUUCACUUUAGUUUACUUUCUAAAACAUCUGGUUAUUAUAAAAGAAAAAAAACAGCAUAGGCAUGUAGGCAAACUAUUUGAAACACUAAAUUUCUGCUAUCAAUUUCUAAUUCCAUUGCUAAGCUUUUUUGAUGCUUAAAAUGGCCUUUUGAAAAUUCAAUGAACGUACGAAUCAUUGGACCUGCAGAAGUACAAUAGCAAAGAUUUGAAUGUGGAACACGUUUGUAACUUACAGAGGAUAGGAAGAAAAUCUUGCCUUCGCCAUUACUAAAGCGCACAAUCUGUUUUUCUUAAGUUUUGUUGUUUUUAACUUUACAAUUAGCUCUUACCGCCACACUGCACUAGGGUGUCAGCGAUAGGUACACUUUUACAAUUUCUAGGUUCUCUUUCUCGCAUUGCACCAGAAAUCUAAGAAAGAGUACGAAUUUUAGUUCGUUUAUUAAUUUACUUUACUUCUUUAUAUUUUCCUUUCUUUUUCAAAUCCAAGCUUGAUAUGUUUAUUUUGAGCUUUACUUUCCCAUGCAUCACUUUUUCUAACACGAAGUUUUUUUUUUGAUUGCGUUGCGUAAAUAAUUUGAAUUACAUUUGAAAUGAAACCAACAUGAAUCGGGCUUUGCCAAGCGGAAGAAGUGUGUUUUAUUGAGUGCUGCAGGAGAGGAUCGAAACUGGAAACGACUGUUUCAGGAUUGCUAUUACUGCUAAACGAGAUGGUGUUUGCUUACAAAUGUUCCGUUGGCAUCGAAUUUAACCGAUAGGAACAUUUACUUUCUUCGCCACACAAUUUACACUGUUGUUGCGCUAUGGAAAAAAAACUAAUGACGGAUGCGAAUGUUGUUGCAACCGAAAUGGUACAUGAUAUAAGUAAACAGCUAUAAGCAACAGGAGUAUUUCGAUAUCGAACAACUUAACUUAACGUUGGUGGUAUAAAAAGCAUGAAACGGACGGGAGGUUGAACAAACAAAAAUAUCUACAAAAUACAAUAUUACACACAGAACCAUAUACCAUACAUAUUUGCUGCUCGUAAGGCACGUGGCUAGAAACAAAAACCUGAUGAUAACUAUUACGCAUGAAGGACUAAACGAACAAAAAAAAAAACUCUCGAUUAAUGAUAUGAGGAUACGAACCGGCACGGCAGUGUACGGAUGAUGAUGAGAUGAUGAUUAAACCCGGACGAAUAAUGGGCCCUUGCCUCUAUGCAAACGGGCUACGAAACGAUUUGGAUGAAAUAAAAACGCAUGCACACAAAGGUGUGAAAAGAUGAAAUAAUCUGCAAACGAAA